Molecule: messenger RNA, 5402 nt
Organism: Toxoplasma gondii ME49
Lineage: Eukaryota; Apicomplexa; Conoidasida; Eucoccidiorida; Sarcocystidae
Exons: 8
Coding region: 1-4857 (1618 amino acids)
Molecular function (GO): protein binding
Source: RefSeq, a predicted model, not a curated record
AUGCAGAGGCCGGCCUUGAGAGACCCUCCUCGGGAGGGUAGGCUUCCGCCUCGUUCGUUCCCUCCGUGUAACGAUGAUCCUUUUUCCUCCGGGGGAGAGGGGCGCGAGGAAGAAGGCGGUGAUUGCUCUUCGCUAUUGUCUGAAGAGUCUGCAGUCCCUUUCUAUCCCGCUCUCUCCACUGCCGCGCCCGAAUCUUCUUCCGCUAGUCUCUCGCCGCUCCCCAACUGCUCGCCGACCACCCAGCCUGCUGAAGCGAACGCAGAGAGUCGUGGAGGAAGUUUCGUGUCGUUGAGAGAUCUCUCUUACUCUGGCGAAAACUCGGAGGCCUCCGCCACACAUGCAGACCUCGCGACUUUGGGCUCUUCGGGAUUUUCCUGGGACCCCAGCGAACCAGUGAGGGUGUGCAGGAAACUCCCGCGCCACGUGGGCAGGGCCCCCGCUGUCUCCGUCCUCGACCAGUCCGGCUUCGGCGAGGACGACGGCGCGCCAGAAGGCGACAGAGCAUUCCGGAGGGAAGAGAGACGAGUGCGAGGAGAGAGAGGAGACGCGAGCAGAAGGUCCGAGGCACCUGGGUUCGACAGAGACGACGCCGCGGCUCUCAGAAGGCGUGAGGCUGGAGAGACAAGCCAGAGAGAACGGAGACGGGGCCUCAGUCCCAGCGCGAGGGAGACGGAGACACGGGGCAGCGAGAGAGGAGAGGCGGGACGCGAGGCGACGAGCUACUCGUUCGACUUUGACCGUUUUCUGGAAGAGGAAGCGAGUGCCGAGCCCGAGGGCGAAGAUGACUUUUUCGAGAUGCUCAGAGACACCCCCACACAGAUGGAAGUCGCGUCGGAGGCGGUCCACAGACUCUCUGCGUUUCUCCUGCCGAGCGACGACGAGUCUGACGGCGAUGUUUUCCGAACAUCGCAUGCACUCGACACGACUUUCCCUCUCUCUUCACCCUCCCAACUUUCUUCGGCGUCUCUGCUCUUGGGGCGGGGGCGCGAGAGCCUGUCGGAAAACGCCCUCCCGCCGCCAGACACUGCGGUCUCGGGAGAUGACGGCACAGCUCUCACGUCGCCUUUCUCCUCGUUGCCUGCUUCUUCUGGGUUGCCUGCAACACGCGACAGCUGCUCCUGCGUCAUGCGUGGAGACGCUCCUUCUCAUCGAUUUCCUUCUUCACGAGAGACAGAGAUGACGGUCGAGACACUUGACUCAAGGGAGACGUCUUUCGGCUCUCGCAGCCGCGCGUACGGAAGCGGGAAACCUGUCGCGUCUCUGCAUCUGCGAGGAGACGACUCAGAACUUCUCCUCCAAGACAAGUCGGACAAACCUUCUGUCCUCGCCGUCAGUCAAGAAAGUUUGAGUGGCGCUGAGAGCCAGCCGUCUCGGUCUCCGCCCAGAAAGAAGGCGUAUACGCACCACGAGGAGACAACGAAGGAGGCGAAGCCGCGCAUGCUCGUCGGUCUCCCUUCUCCCUUCUCUUCUCCUCGGAACUCGACCUACCUCGAUACGCACGAACGUCAACAGCCAAGCCGUUCUGCCCCUGCUUCGUGUUUUUUCUCGUCUGGCCCUACUUCGCGUUCUCGCUCUUUUCGUCGAGAGGGCACUGAGGACUCUCUCUCUCUCGAGCCUGUGCAGCUUGCGACAACGUGGUCUUCGCCCUGUCCGACUCUGAGGGAGCAGAUCCGGUCGCAGCCUUCGCGGUCCUUCCUUUCUGCAUCUCGCGACCGGUCGUCCUCACCCCACAUCGAGAGACACCACACGCGUCUUCUUCGGGACGCUUGCGUGUCGUCGCCUUCGCUGUCUCCGCAGACACGCGGCAACUCCUGGGUUCUCUCGGCGCGCUCGCGCAUACGCGAGCGCGCCCAACAAGCCACUCAACGCUCUUCUCCCCCCGCUCCUCUCUCUCCUUCGUCGCCUCCUUCGCCGUCUCGACAGGUUCCAGAGAGUUUUUGUGAGUUGGCGGCGGCAUCCAGAAGCAAAGAGCGUGGCGAGUAUCGAGACGGCGAGAGGGAAGCGUACGGUUCCCUCCACAGGUUGCGAGUAGCGAUCGAGAGCCCGGGGGUCAGCGAGGGAGAGCUCGCGUCUUCUCGUCGCUCUGAAAGAGAAGGGAGACGAAAAGAUGCGCGACCGAAAACUCGCUUUUCUUCGCCGUCGCAGUCUGCGGCGCUGUCUCUCUGUCGGAGUCGCUCGAGCACCCUCGGGUCUCGACAGAACGAGGGAGAAGAGAGCGAGGCUCCGUCGCCCUUGCCGCAGGGCCUGGGGGCCUCGCCUUAUCCUCUGUUCUUUUCUCCGUCGCUUGCGGCGCCCUUCGAGCUGGAGAGCACGCGGACGCCGCCGAAGCGGAGUUCGAGGCUCAGCGAGAAAGAGAGCUUUUUUUCGGUGAGAAAAACGUCUCCAGAAGACGCCGGUUCCCUUCUUUCGGGGCGUGUCGGAAAGCGAACGCGGCCGAGAGACUCGCCACGGGAAACGGACUCCAAGUUUUCGACUCGCGCCGCUGCCGAGGGGCCUGAAGGCGAAGGAGUCGAAGGCUCUGUUUCUCUGGACAGUCUUCGAAGCGCACAAGAACUUGAUUCCUCUUCGCUGUCUGCGCCAAGUCGCUGGCAGGAAGCCAAAGCGGCGGCGGCCGUCCCUGCUGAGGAGAGAUUCGAGAACGCAUGCUCCAGGGAGUCUCCCGCGGGGCGCCACGCAUGCAGUUUUUAUCCGGUCGUUACAGAAAACCUAGAAGAACGACAGGUGGGCUCGUCUGCUUUUGGGCAACUGUCGCGCGUCCCGCGACCAGAGUCAACUCGCUCCAGGAAGGCUUCCUCGACGGACUCGCCGAAGCCUUUGAGGUGGACCAGUGUGCCUGCAGAAGUUCUUUCAACUCUUUGCCAGUUUCUCGCAGUCGAAGAUCUCGUUGCUUUUCAGAGACUGGACCGACGCGCGUACGCUGUGGGCUCCCAUGCGACAGUUUGGCGGGCACUCUGCAUGAACGAAUGGGUGAAGGAGCAGCCCGCGCCACAGAGAAGACGCGAUCGAGAAGAAGAGGGAGAACAAGGGGAGCGAAGCGGGGACACCCGAGUCACAGGUAGCAACUUGGGUGGAGAACCAGCAGGCGCAGGAGAGCAGGGAGAAGAGGCGCAACCGGAGCAGCCACAGUCAACUUCGACAGAUGCAGGGGAGAGAGAGGAAGAGAUGACGGAGAGCACGUCGAGUGACAUGGCGCCGCGAGGGGAUGCCGCAGAGAGAGAACACUUUCAACGCGUCUGGGAGAUGUUUGCGCGGGGCGUAGAAGAGGAGAAAGAAGAGCACAAGGAGGCGGUCGUCGAGCCAUGGAGAGCGCGCAACGGGAAAUCCACCCUUCACUUUCGCGCGGGAGAAGGAGACGCGCAUGCCCAGACACGGUGCGGUCUGAGACCCGGUCAAGAAGGCGUCCAGACAGAUGCAUGCAUGCAGUCCGAGAGAGAGGUCAAGGCUCUGGAGAUGAGAAGAAGUCGCUGGCUGAAUGCCCACGCUUAUCGGAACGACUACCGGCGCCUCUAUCGCGACGGCAACGGCUGGUUUCCAUGCAGCUCUUCCCAGGGUGCAGAUCCGUCCUCGGACUCAUUCUCCUGGAGCACACCUAGAUUCUCCACCGCGAAAAUGAAACUCAAUCCUCACCUCAGCAACUCUAUGGAUACCAGGGAAGAUGCGGCAGAAAUUCUGAUCGCGAGCGAAGGUGUCGAGACACCCGGAGGCCAGAGGUCGUCGUAUAUUCGGGUCAUCGACCGGGAGAGUCUGCAGGUGGUCCAUGAACAACAGAUUCCGACGCGGAGUCUCAACUGCUUAGACAUCUGCCCAGAACUCUACGCCUGCGGAGACGACAGCGGAACGAUUCGCCUCUUCAGUCGCCGAACGCACUCUCUUCUCCAUCGCUACACAAGCGUUGGUGUGGUGAAUAUGAUGGCGAUGUAUGGGCUAGGACCUUCUCAAGAAGUGAAUGAUUUGCGGAUCUGCCGAGCAGAGCAGCAAAUCGUGUCGGUGCGGACUGCGAGUCGGUACCCCGCGGGGAUCGAAGUCGUCGACUUGCACACAGGAAAGACGACUGCGAUCACUCCAGGGAAAACGAAUGGCAACUGGAUUCACGCGCUGGAUGUGGAGCAAGACUUGUCUCUCGACUUCCCCUCGUUCAGACCUGCGCGACGCAGUCUCUUGUUCUCUCCAGACUCAGCUGCUGCUUCGUACAGUCCUCCCUGGCGCCGCAGCAGCAUCACGAGUCUCGUCGCAGUCGGAGAAAGUUCCUCUGCGGGCUGCUUCUCUCUCCUGCGACUGGAUCUGCGCUGCGGACGCCCUGUCGUCCAGGAAAUUCCGCAGACGCGCAGAAUGCUGUGGCCUCUCAGAGUGCAAGGAACUAACGUCUUCGUGAACUCUGUGUUCGCCGCCAACGAAAUGUGCGGCAGAGUUCGACAGAUCGAUUUGAGAGCGCCGUCGCCGGACAUCUGUGCACAGCAACACACGAGCGUCACAUGCCUGGCGGAGGAAGGAAGCAAACGCAUUGGCUCAUGCAUGGUGCAUCUUCUUCCUUCUCGGAAAGUGGAAGACAUUCGUGUCAUGGGCGACUUUCUGUACGCACUGACCGACGACGCGGACGGCUGCCUCCAGAUGCUCAGAUUCGAUACCAAACGCGACAGCAAGGCGCAGCUCGUCGCAGUUGUUGACGUUUUUGAUUCUUCCGAGUGGACAGAACCCCUGCGUCUCCUGCAAGUGAAUCCUCAGGGCUGGACAUGCACCUACGGAAAUUUCGUUAAGUUCGGCCGCAUCGCCGACCCCGAAGAGCCACGCUGGGGAGGGUCCGAGAUCAGCCUCGCUUCCCCGCUUUCUCUCAGUGCCAUCGACUCCAGGUCUGGAUGAAGGAUUUGGAUUUCAAGGACAACAGGGAGUCAAGACGACGUCUCGCAGCCAUGAGCUUGGCGGACGUUGCAGGAAGGAGACGAGGAACUCGUUUAUACAGACGCGCAUGCACAGAAACACAUGUACCCUCGUGCCUACUAAGCAGGCGUUAAUAGAGCAGAAACCGUGGGCGGGGAAACGAGGAUACUUCGUUUUCCGUACAAGCACGCGAGUGGCGGUCUCGGUGCAUGUAGCUGGGCAUGGGUUUCUGUGUAUGCGGAGGCGUGGCUUCUUUCAAGUGGCUUUGGAGGCAUGGACAAAGAGCUCAUCUGAACCCAAGACGGACAGACGAAAUGGAGAAGACUCGCUGUCGUCUUCCCGUCGCUCCAGCUGUUUCCGGUGUGCUCACUGUAAAUACAAACACACAUACAAAACUGACAUAUAUAAAGAUAUAUAUAUAUAUUUCUAUAUGUCUGCAUUUGUGACCGCAUAUUCAUAGUAGCAGUGCGCUGCAAGUCGGGCUUCGACUUUUGUAGGGUGUACAUACACCUGAAGCGGCGGACGCA